Monodelphis domestica (gray short-tailed opossum) is the source of this 2578-nucleotide messenger RNA. It is a transcript of the gene ZCCHC10, whose product is annotated as zinc finger CCHC-type containing 10. Lineage: Eukaryota; Metazoa; Chordata; Mammalia; Didelphimorphia; Didelphidae. The record is from RefSeq and is a predicted model, not a curated record. Gene Ontology annotation, molecular function: nucleic acid binding; zinc ion binding.
GGGAGGGAAGGCAGGGCACGCCCCUUGCCCCAGAUGUCCCGCCCACUUCCCCCUCCUUCAGGGGCAAGUGAUGGCAGCUCUGGUUUUCACUUCUCGGAUCCAUCCAAUAUCUUCUCAUUCUCUUCUCCCUACAGGGAAGGGCAACACUGCUCAUGAUCCUGAAUCUGGGAGUCUGGAUUGGCCGUCUGUCUCUUUCCGGAGGGCUCCGGCCGAAAAUAUCCGCGAUGAUCGAGUCCUCCCAGGCCCCGAAGGAAGAUGGCGUCCACCAUUGGGAGAAGACCUGCCUGCCUCUCUAGCCGUAGCUAUUCCCGUCUCUAUGGCCUCCAACGAGUUCUAUUUCCACCUAGGGGAUUCUUCCCAGGAUGCAUUGCUGUGGUCCCGGUUCUCGCUAAGAUGGCGACUCCCAUGCACCGACUUAUCGCCCGGAGGCAGGCGGAAGCAAAUAAGCAACAUGUGAGAUGUCAGAAAUGUUUAGAAUUUGGACAUUGGACAUAUGAAUGCACAGGAAAAAGAAAAUACUUGCAUAGACCUUCAAGAACAGCAGAACUUAAGAAAGCUUUAAAAGAAAAAGAAAACAGAUUAUUAUUACAACAAAGCAUUGGAGAAACUAAUAUAGAAAAAAAGUCCAAGAAAAAAAGGUCUAAGAGUGUUACCAGUUCCAGCAGCAGUAGCAGUGGAAGUUCAGCCAGUGACUCUUCAUCAGAGAGUGAAGACUCCUCCACCUCUUCUUCCUCUGAUGAUAGUGAUACUGAGGAAACCUCUUCUACUUCAUCCUCAUCACCCUCCUCAACUAGUUCUUCCUCUUCCUCUGAUUCUGAGUCAGAUUCCAGCUCUUCCUCCAGCACCAGCUCUAGCACAGAUAGCAGCUCUGAUGAUGAGCCACCAAAGAAGAAGAAAAAGAAAUAGAAUUGCUUUAAGCAUCUCUGAUCAUUUAGAACUGAUGAAUUGACAAAUGCUGAUGUAUUUCUCAAAAGGGAAGUUGGAAUAUGUUGUGGCCAAAUGGAAUAACUGGUCAAAAUUUCAAGAAUUCAACGCUUUCUAAAUGUUUCACAUUUUAAGGGCAUAAAGAUUAUUAAUAACAAAGUAUGGAUGUAGUUUUUUUAUUUUAAGGGGAAUUUUGUGUUAUUUUUUGUCUUUAAAACAUAUCUUUAAAUUUAAUCAAAGCUGAAAUCCAGUAAAUCUGGUAUUUAUGUAAUGAAAUAUGUACACUUUUUCUCUUUGUGAUAUAAAUGCCAUACCUUGUUUAUAUGUUGGUAUUAUAUAAGCUAACACUUGUUUCACUUGUUUUCAGGAUGAUCCUGUAAAAUAAAUGGGAACAAUUAAUUUCUAAUGGUUUUGCCUAAAUAUUACUAUCUAUAUUAAUCAGAUUGAAUACAGUGUUACUACUAUGAGGGUGUCAUCUCAUUGUUAACAAUGUGUUAUAUUUCUAAGUUUAUCCUCAGAGGGUUUGUUGUUUCUGGGAUUUUUUUUUUAACUUAAUGUCAGAAAGGAACUGUAAUGAGAUCUGUGUUAAUCUAGUGGAUAUUUUUAUUUGUGGGCAACAAUUUUCAGCUUGCUAGGGUAUUUUUUAUUUUCUUCUGAUUCCUUAAAUGCUCAGAGCCAUACUGUUUUGGAGAUAGACUGUCUGAUAGGUAAACAAUCAUCUUGAGUAAGCUAAAGGGAGAAGAAAAGAAAACUGAAAUUAGUUUAAUCUUGGUGCCUUUUGAUAAAAAUAUAUGAUAAUAGAAGAGUGGCUGCAUGAAAGGUUGAAUUAAAUAUUUUGUUUGAGCACUUAAAUGAAUAUAUACAUACACACAUACUUGAAUGUAUAUGUAUGUGGAUGUAUGUAAGUAUUUCUUAUAUACGUGUGGGUGGGUGUGUCUGUGUGUAUGAAAUCUGAAAAAAGAUCCUAACAAAGUUACCAUUCCAGAAGAUUGGCAGGUAAAGGAAGGGGACAUGAAAUAGAGGUUUUUUUUUUUAACAGAAAUUUAAGACAAAAUAAGUUGCCUUUUAGUUUCAAAAUACCCAAAAGGAAGAUUCUUCCCCUUUACUAUUUUUGCAAUUAUUGUGUUGCACAAUUCACAUGGUACUUACAUUGAUAUAAGAGUUUAUGUUGGAUAAAUUCAGUAUGUUUACAUAGACAGAAUGUAUACAGUAGUUGAAAUCCAGCAUGAAAGAUGCAGGUUAAAAAUGAAAUAUAGAAUUAUACUUCUUAGUAGAUAACAAUUUGUUGUGAGAAGUUUAUUCAGUUGACAGUCAUUUUAUCCUGUGAUGUAAUCCCUUUUUUGGGGUAGGGUGCAACAUUUGUGGGAAAAGAGUGUCAAAUAUCCUGAUUUUUGUUUCAAUAUAGUGUAAACUAUGGAUAUUAAACUAUUUUUAUAUUUUUAUGAGAAAGUAGUGUAGAGUUACUUUUAAAUAAAAUGUGCUUCUAUUUAAAUGUUAAAAAAUAAAUAUCUUGUCAGUCUUAAGGAGUCUAAUUGUUUGUUUUACAGAAUCACUUGAAAAGAUUGUAAAUAAAUUACUAGAACAUUAUUUGAAAGACUCGUGUUAAAGAAUGUUCCAGUUAACUGGGAAACAAUAAAUUCUCAAACAAGCACAA